ACAUUGGUGAUGAUCGAUGUGCUAAGUUAUCAGUUUAUAUCUGCAUAGUGAAUAUUAUAAAAGGCAUAAUCUUUUACUGUAAGAAGUGUUAAUGACGAGAUGGCGCGUACAACACUGAUCGUGUUGUUUGCGGGCUUCGCCCUUGUAUCAGCCGGGAACUCUCCCCACGCUAGUGAUAUUGAAGAUUUAGUUAGUAGUGAUAUCUUCAAGCCUCGGUUUUCAGACAAUGUACUAGAGGAUGCUAAAUUAGACGUUCCCGAACUUGUUCGGAAAUACAGAUAUCCAUUGGAAGAGCACGAGGUGACGACUUCAGAUGGAUACAUUCUACGGAUGCACCGUAUUCCUCAUGGCAGAGACUCCAACAAUGUCCCCGGGGUGAAGCGGCCCAUAGUGUUUUUGAUGCACGGUUUACUGUGCUCUUCAGCUGAUUGGGUUAUUAUGGGCCCUGGCAAUGGUUUUGCAUACAUUCUCGCUGAAAAUGGAUUCGAUGUAUGGAUGGGCAACGCUCGCGGUAACUACUAUUCUCGUAGACAUAUCCGUUAUAAUCCUAACUCAAUAUUGAGCAACUCUUUCUGGGAAUAUUCCUGGGAUGAGAUCGGAAAUAUAGAUCUACCAACGAUGAUAGAUUAUGCAUUAAAGAACACAGAACAAGAAAAACUCCAUUACAUCGGACAUUCUCAAGGCACAACAUCGUUCUUUGUCAUGGCGUCGCUUCACCCUGAGUACAACAAUAAGAUAAUUUCUAUGCAUGCGUUUGCCCCUGUUGCGUACAUGGCACAUAACAAGAGUCUUCUGUUAAAUAUCUUAGCACGUUUUACAAGCGAUAUAGAGGAACUUGCAAGCCGAUUUGGAAUAGGUGAAUUCAUGCCUAACAAUCAGAUAAUGACGUGGGCAGGAGAGGCAAUGUGCAGGGAUCAGGUCUCUACGCAGGCGAUUUGUAGCAACAUAUUAUUCCUUAUCGGUGGAUGGAACGAGGAUCAACAUAAUGCGACAAUGAUGCCAGCUAUAUUCGGUCACACUCCAGCUGGAUCCUCUGUGAGACAGUUCGCUCACUUCGGACAAAGUAUUGCUGGUAAAGAGUUCCGUCGCUACGAUCAUGGCUUGUUGAGGAAUAUGAUUGUAUACGGCAAGAUAAAGCCUCCGAAAUACAAUCUAGCGAAUGUUAAAGUACCCACAUUUUUGCACUACUCCAACAACGAUCCUUUAUCUCAAGUGAGAGAUGUUUAUCGUUUACACGAAGAGCUAGGACAUGGGAUCAAAAUGUUGUUACCAUUGCCUUCAUUUACGCAUUUAGAUUACAUGUGGGCUAUAGAUGCGAGGGUAAUAUUGUACGACAGAGUUAUAAGUUUGCUUAAAUCUACUGGAAACUGACAAUUUUAAAAUAUAGAGAUAUUCUGUUUUUCAUGUAAUAAAGUUUAAUAAUUUUCGUUGA
Papilio polytes (common Mormon) is the source of this 1432-nucleotide messenger RNA. RefSeq names its product lipase 3-like. Gene Ontology annotation, molecular function: hydrolase activity, acting on ester bonds. Bases 100 to 1371 code for a protein of 423 amino acids. Gene Ontology annotation, biological process: lipid metabolic process. The transcript is spliced from 5 exons. The record is from RefSeq and is a predicted model, not a curated record. Lineage: Eukaryota; Metazoa; Arthropoda; Insecta; Lepidoptera; Papilionidae.